Molecule: messenger RNA, 989 nt
Organism: Medicago truncatula (barrel medic)
Lineage: Eukaryota; Viridiplantae; Streptophyta; Magnoliopsida; Fabales; Fabaceae
Product: protein LIGHT-DEPENDENT SHORT HYPOCOTYLS 4
Exons: 3
Coding region: 404-916 (170 amino acids)
Biological process (GO): response to light stimulus; mRNA transcription
Cellular component (GO): nucleus
Source: RefSeq, a predicted model, not a curated record
AUCAUCACUGCUCUAAACACUGCCACACCUUGUCUUGUUUUGGGCCAUGUCAAUAGAUUAACAAUUACCCUAUUCUCUCUUGCUCUCUUUUUUUCUUUCAUGUGAUAAUAAAGUGAUACAUACCACUUCACUUCACUUCACUUCCCAUCACUCACAGUCACAGUAUUGAAACUCACACUUUGUUUGCGUUUUUUUGUGGUAAAGUAAGAAAACACAACACAUUCUUUCUAUCUAGUUUCAUUCCAUUUCCAGCAAGCAAUUGCAUUGCAUCUACCAACAAUUUACCUACGAUCGACCGAACAAACAAAGUUCUAGCUACAACAAGGAAAAGGUGGAAAACCCUAGCAAUUCACAACAGAAGAACGUAUACUAGGGACCGUAAUCACAGGAUUAUCAAAGAAAUAUGGCAUUGGUUUCAGCUGAAUCAACAAACCCUAGCAGCUACAAUGGAAGUGAUUCAAGUGGUGGCAACAAGAUCAACAGGUACGAGAGCCAAAAGAGGAGAGACUGGAACACAUUCUGCCAGUAUUUAAGAAACCAUCGACCAGUGCCACUUUCUGCUUCAAUGUGCAAUGGAACACAUGUUCUUGAAUUCCUUCACUAUCUUGAUCAAUUUGGGAAGACUAAGGUUCACAAUCCAACUUGUCCUUUCUUUGGGAUGCCAAACCCUCCAUCUCCAUGUGCUUGUCCUCUCCGUCAGGCGUGGGGUAGCCUUGAUGCUCUUGUCGGUCGCCUCCGCGCCGCAUAUGAUCAAGAGAUCAAUGGUGGAAGUAGUAAUCCUUUUGGUGAUGGUGCUGUUAGGUUUUACUUGCGUGAUGUUCGUGAUUUCCAGUCAAAGGCUAGAGGAGUUAGCUACCAUAAGAAAAGGAAGAGACCUAACCGCAACAUCACAACUAUUUCUCAAUCAUCCUCAUGAACUCAAAUCUAAAUCGCUGUUUAUGAUCAGAAUCUUCUUUAUAUUGCAAUAAAAAUGUGGCAAAUUUGAUCAA